AUGGUCAGCACCAGCAAUCUCCCUCUCAGCGGUAAAGUCGCCGUGGUAACUGGCGGUGGGCGAGGCAUUGGCGCCGGGAUUGCCCUCGAACUGGCCCGUCGGGGAGCCUCGGUAGCCAUCAACUACGGCCACAGCGCGCAAUCGGCGCAGGAGGUGGUCGACGCCAUCCAGGCCAUCGGCAGCAAGGCCGCGGCUUUCAAGGCAGAUCUGACCCACGUCCCCAGCAUUGAGUCGCUCAUCCAGCAGGUGGUGAGCCACUUCGGACGGCUGGACAUCGUGGUGUCUAACUCGGGCAUGGAGAAGUUCUGCCCGCUGGAACAGACGACAGUGGACGACUUCAACGAGGUGUUUAACCUGAACACACGGGCACAGCUGUUCGUCGCCCGGUAUGCCUACGAGCACAUCCAGCCGGGAGGACGCGUGAUUCUCAUGUCGUCUAUUGCCGCUGGUGUAGGCGUUCCAGGGCAUGCACUGUACGCGGGCAGCAAAGCGGCCGUGGAGGGCUUCACCCGCUGUCUAGCAGCGGACUUUGGCCGCAAGCAGUGCACGGUGAACGCGAUUGCACCGGCCGGGGUGAAGAGCGACAUGUGGCGGGAGAAUUCGUGGCGGUAUGCGCCUGGAUGCGACCAGGGGUCUUCGCUGGAGGAGAUUGAGAAGGCGCUGGCCAACGGGAGCCCGCUGCAACGUUGCGGCGAGCCGGCAGACAUUGGCAAGAUAGUGUCAUUCCUGGCGGGCCCGGAUUCGGAAUGGGUGAAUGGCCAGAUUAUCCCAGUCAAUGGAGGUGCCAACAUUUAG
Molecule: messenger RNA, 795 nt
Organism: Aspergillus clavatus NRRL 1
Lineage: Eukaryota; Fungi; Ascomycota; Eurotiomycetes; Eurotiales; Aspergillaceae
Gene: arp2
Product: hydroxynaphthalene reductase arp2
Exons: 2
Coding region: 1-795 (264 amino acids)
Molecular function (GO): oxidoreductase activity
Source: RefSeq, a predicted model, not a curated record